AUAUCACCCCAUCGACCGUUCAUCGGGCAACUCAGAUCUACUAUAGUAACGAGAGAGAAUCGGAUGACAUUUUGUAAGUGAAACUGAUUUAUGGUAAAAUACCCUUUGGGACAAUGGAACAUUUAGAUCGAGGUAACAAGGUUGGGUCAGUAUCUGGAAAAUUUACUGGAAAUGCCGACCAACCCGUUGUCGGUAUGGACAUCGAUGUCUACAGUGUCGACGGAGAGAAGGGGCACGGAGAGGAGUUGAAUGUGCAGCCAGACGUGGUCGAACCCGGAGCAACUUCAGAUGAUAAUUUGGAUACAUUGUCAACGAUAGACGCGGCCUCGAACCUCCUGUUUUAUGACUUUCUCGGCAACACAACUUUGCAUGGGAUCAAAUAUAUUUACAAAAAGGAAUACAGCUAUAUUAGAAGAUUAUCUUGGGUAUGCGUUAUGUUGGCAUCAUACAUCGCCUUGUUACUGACUGCAAAAGAGCACGUAACAACCUACAAUUCAAGGAUGACGAAGCAAGAGUUUUCAACAACACGGCGAUCUUCUAUUUGCUUUCCCGCCGUCACCAUUUGCAACUCAAAUCCCAUCAAAUCGUCGAUCGCCGAAAACUCUACCCAUAAUGGCACCGCCAACGUCAUCUCAAGCACAUUCAGUGGAUCCAUUGAUAAGCGCGGGUAUGACGAAACCGACGCCGCUUUGGAGACGGGGGUGGAUGAAAUUAUGCUGGCCUACGCGCACAGAGCAACGGACAUGAUUUUAGAAUGCCGAUGGAAGAAUGGGGUCAAGGCGUGUGGAGCAGCGAAUUUCACCGCCAAGAUGACCGAUGCCGGGAUGUGCUACACGUUCAACGAUGGCGAUUUCGAAGUCGACGACGACAACAAAAGCGAUGCGUGUCUUGAUGUAAACAGGAGUGGAUCGAGACAAAGUCUAUUUGUCCGUCUUAACGCUGAAGUAGAUGAAUAUGUAUCGGAGUUUUCAACAGGUGGAUUUGGAUUCAAGGCAAGCUGUAUUAAUUUUUAUGAAACUUUCCUCCUUGUACAUCGCCGAGGUGAUGUACCCAUUGUGAGUGAUGUCGGGGUUGCAAUUAGUCCAGGUUUUAGAACAACCAUCGCCAUUCAGAAGCAAACGAGGCGGAACUUGGGUCACCCGUUCGACACCGAUUGCCGGGACACGCCCUUAGACUAUUAUUCCUUUUACUCUGAGUGGGCGUGUCUCACUGAAUACGAUACGAAGGAGCUCAGUCAAGUAUGUGGAUGCAGACUUCCUCAUAUGAAAGGACCUGCCCCUAUGUGCACGAUCAGGCAAUACGUGGAGUGUGUGCUACCUAACUUCGAAUUUGAGACACCCAACGGAACCGCUGCUCAUUGUCAGAGGGCGUGCUACAUCGAGCAUUUUCAGAUGACCAUGAGCUACCUGAAAACACCGGGGAAGGUUGAAGCACAAAAGCUGCAAGGUCAAUUCAACUGGACCGAGGACGAUGUAAUGAGAAAUAUAGCAGAACUAGAAAUAUAUUUUGCUGACAUGAACGAACAUCAUACAAAGAGCGUAGCUGCCUACAGUCUCGCCGAUUUAUGGGGUGAUCUUGGAGGGAUAAUCGGUGUCCAUAUGGGAGCCAGUCUCCUCACCCUAUUCGAGUUCCUUGAUUACACCUUCGUCGAGCAGAUUUACACAGUUCUUUACAUUCGGUUCUUCUGGAGAAAACUCAAAUCAUUUUUUUGCCGGGCUCAGACUGGGAAAGAGGCAUCCAUUGAUAAAUGAUUAUUCAAUAGCCGGGGAACAGUGUUUGCUGACUUUCCGAGAUUAAACCAUCUUUUGUUUUGAAAACCGAGUCAAUUGGAUUCAAAACGGUUUGUUUAUAGAAUAAUAAUAAUAAUUUAGGGUAUUUAUAUUGCGCAUGCACAUAUCUACC
Molecule: messenger RNA, 1902 nt
Organism: Lytechinus variegatus (green sea urchin)
Lineage: Eukaryota; Metazoa; Echinodermata; Echinoidea; Temnopleuroida; Toxopneustidae
Product: acid-sensing ion channel 2-like
Exons: 8
Coding region: 114-1751 (545 amino acids)
Biological process (GO): sodium ion transmembrane transport
Cellular component (GO): membrane
Molecular function (GO): ligand-gated sodium channel activity
Source: RefSeq, a predicted model, not a curated record